AUGCACGGUCUCUUCGAUCCAAUUCAUUCAGACGCGUCCUCCUCUCGGCGCCUCCGUCUCGACGAGUGCUCCAUCAUCGUCUUCCUCACCUCCACAAGUCGUCUCCAGCUGUGUUCAUCAAUCCUCAGCAUGGACUACCAGAAUCGAGUCGGUUCGAAGUUUGGAGGUGGCGGUGUCGCAGGGGCUUCAGAGACGAACGUGGACAGGCGUGAGCGGUUGAGAAAGCUGGCUCUCGAGACCAUUGAUCUUGCCAAGGACCCAUACAUCCUCCGGAACCACCUUGGUUCUCUUGAGUGUCGACUAUGUCUAACACUUCAUACCAACGAGGGCUCCUACCUGGCACACACGCAAGGGAAGAAGCAUCAGACGAACCUCGCCCGGCGUGCGGCGCGGGACCUGAAGGAGACACAGCUGAUGAUCGCGCCUGCGCAAAGUAACGUGCAACGAAAAGUCUUCUUGAAGAUCGGUCGUCCGGGGUACCGUGUCACGAAGGUUCGCGACAGGGACACAGGGAAAGAAGGAAUGAUGGUGCAGGUACACUUGCCGCAGAUCAAGCCUGGCGUCAUCCCUAGGAGACGGUUCAUGAGUGCUUGGGAGCAGAAGAGGGAACCGCCCAACAAAGCCUACCAGUAUCUCAUUGUUGCUGCUGAGCCGUACGAGACAAUCGCUUUCCGCAUUCCCGCCCGGGAAAUCGAGGACGAAUCCGAUGACGCUGGCUACUGGAACUGGUCGCACUGGGACCCAGACACUAAGCAGUACAGUUUCCAGUUCAUGUUCCGUCUCCAUUACUGA
This is a messenger RNA of Fomitopsis serialis, 792 nucleotides long. RefSeq lists its product as uncharacterized. The transcript is spliced from 6 exons. Bases 1 to 792 code for a protein of 263 amino acids. Gene Ontology annotation, cellular component: nucleus; U2 snRNP; U2-type prespliceosome. The record is from RefSeq and is a predicted model, not a curated record. Gene Ontology annotation, biological process: spliceosomal complex assembly. Gene Ontology annotation, molecular function: zinc ion binding; nucleic acid binding. Lineage: Eukaryota; Fungi; Basidiomycota; Agaricomycetes; Polyporales; Fomitopsidaceae.